AUGCUAAAUAUGCGUUCUACUCCUUCCAUUGUUGAAUUUAACAAUAUUUUAGGUUUCCUCGUUAAGACUAACAAUCAUUACGCCACUGCCAUUUCCUUUUAUCAACAAUUGGAAUUCAAUCAAAUCAAACCAUGUCUUGUUACUUUAAACACUCUCAUCAAUUGUUAUUGCCACACUGGUCGAAUGGGGUUCGCUUUUUCUGUAUUUGCUAAGAUUCUCAAAAUUUGUUAUCAGCCUGAUAUCAUUACUUUGACUACUCUUAUCAAGGGUUUGUGUCUUAACCGAGCCGUGAAAAUGUUGAGACAAAUUGAUGGCAAGUUGGUCAAUGUGGAUGUGGUAAUGUACAGCAUCAUAAUUGAUAGUUUGUGUAAAGAUAAAUUAGUAACGGAUGCCUAUGAGUUAUAUCUUGAAAUGAUUGCAAAGAAACUUUCUCCCGAUGUUGUCACUUUCAGUGCUCUUAUAUAUGGAUUUUGUAUUGUUGGUCAAUUGAAAGAAACAUUUGGCUUGUUCCAUGAAAUGAUAUCAAAAAACAUCAACCCAAAUGCUUAUACUUUUAAUAUAUUGGUUUAUGCUCUUUGUAAGGAAGGAAAUCUGAAAGAAGCUAAGGAAAUGUUAAGCGUGAUGAUGAAAAAAGGUGUAACACCUGAUGUUGUUACUUACAAUUCAUUAAUGGAUGGGUAUUUCCUAGUUAAAGAAGUGAACAAGGCCAUAAAUAUAUUCUAUACUCUGGCUCGAAGGGGAGUGGCUCCUAAUGUUUGUUCUUAUAAUAUAAUGAUCAAUGUGUUAUGUAAGAGUAGAAUGGUGGAUCAGGCCAUUAAUCUCUUUAAAGAAAUGGGUAGCAACAAUAUUAUUCCUGAUUUGAUGACUUACAAUACCCUUAUUGAUGGUUUGUGUAAAUCAGGGAGAAUCUCCUAUGCUUGGGAACUUGUUCUUGAGAUGCAAGAUAAUGGUCAACCACCCGAUAUAUUCACUUACAAUUCUGUAAUACACGCUCUAUUCAAAAACCAUCAUGUUGACAAAGCUAUUGCAUUAGUCAAGAAAAUUAAAGACCAGGGCAUUCAACCAAAUAUGUGCACAUACAGGAUACUUCUAGAUGGACUAUGCAAAGGAGGACAACUUACGAACGCAAAAGAUGUUUUUAAGGAUCUUUUGACUAAGGGUAAUAGUCUAGGUAUCCAAACAUAUAAUAUUAUGAUCAAUGGACUUUGUAGAGAGGGCUUGUUUGAUGAAGUAGAGACCUUGUUCUCCAAAAUGGAACACAAUGGUAUCACUCCUGAUGCUAUAACUUAUGAAACUAUUAUAGGUGCUCUCUUUUAUAAAAAUGAGAAUGAAAAGGCCGAGAAACUUCUCCGUGAAAUGAUUACUAGAGGUCUACUUGAAGUGCAACUCUAG
Messenger RNA from Vicia faba (fava bean), 1392 nucleotides. The record is from the annotation of a GenBank genome assembly. NCBI's taxonomy places the organism in Eukaryota, Viridiplantae, Streptophyta, Magnoliopsida, Fabales, Fabaceae.